CUCCGAUCUAAAUUAAAAUGGCAAAAAACAUUUCAGAGCAAAAAUUAUGAUAGAGGAGCUAAAUUAUUUAUAGGUGAUAGUGAUAGAGGAGAGAAAUGUCACAGAAAACAUGCGGAGCUUCAAAGCAAUGAAUCGAAUUCUUCUCAAUCUACGCCACCCUCUACUUCCUCUCUCAACCACACUUCCAUCACCAUCACUCUUUUCCCAAUUCUCACCAAAACGAUUCAUGGAUUCCAAUACGCAUCAUAAUCAAAUCCCAGUUUCAUCACUUACAACAUUUUCCACUCCCAACAAAGAUUCAAACGAUCUUUCGACGAAGACAUGUGUACCUUGUAAUGCAAAGGAUUUGCAACCUAUGACCCAAGAUGCAGCCAAUGCUUUGAUUGCACAGGUUUCCGACUGGAAUUUGGUAAACGAAAGUGGUACUUUGAAACUGAGUAGGUCAUGGAAAGUUAAAUCUUUUAAUAAAGGAUUGGAAUUUUUCAGAAUUAUAGCCGAUCUUGCUGAAGCUGAAGGUCAUCAUCCUGAUCUUCACCUUGUUGGCUGGAAUAAUGUUACUGUAGAGAUUUGGACUCAUUCUGUUGGGCAUCAUUUGAAGUGAUCCAUGUUCAUGUAGGUGGGCUGACUGAGAAUGACUUCAUACUUGCUGCUAAGAUCAAUGAACUCAAUGUGCAUGGCUUACUAAGAAGGAAAGCUUCUGACUGAGAAUCGUCAAUAUAUGAACAAGAAAGUGUAAAUAUUCUAGUUAGCAAGUUUUUUCCUCCAUUUUUUCAUUUAAAAAACAAGUAUCGUCUAGAAGUAUUAUCUUUAGUUCCAAUUAUAUUGUUUUUCACUUUUUUUCCAUCCUAGUUGAACUAUACAAAUGUAUUUUUCAUGUGAAAAUGGUUAAAAAUGAAAGAUUCUUCCGCUUA
Molecule: messenger RNA, 911 nt
Organism: Medicago truncatula (barrel medic)
Lineage: Eukaryota; Viridiplantae; Streptophyta; Magnoliopsida; Fabales; Fabaceae
Product: pterin-4-alpha-carbinolamine dehydratase 2, mitochondrial
Exons: 6
Coding region: 110-601 (163 amino acids)
Biological process (GO): tetrahydrobiopterin biosynthetic process
Cellular component (GO): mitochondrion
Molecular function (GO): 4-alpha-hydroxytetrahydrobiopterin dehydratase activity
Source: RefSeq, a predicted model, not a curated record